Bacillus rossius redtenbacheri is the source of this 1401-nucleotide messenger RNA. RefSeq lists its product as uncharacterized. The coding region runs from base 121 to 876 and encodes 251 amino acids. The record is from RefSeq and is a predicted model, not a curated record. NCBI's taxonomy places the organism in Eukaryota, Metazoa, Arthropoda, Insecta, Phasmatodea, Bacillidae. The transcript has 5 exons.
UUUGUACCAAGAAUAUUUAUUCGGCCACAGUUGUGUCUAGUGCAGCAGUCGGUGGCGUCACUGAGUUGCUGACAGUUGUGGAAGAAGUGUCAGUUGAACCAGGGAGUUAGAAGGGUCAUCAUGUUUUCGAUGCUGGGAGAGUUCAACAUGGUGCAGGGUCUCGCCCGGGCAGUUGCGGGCCGCUUCGCCCACUCGCUGCCUCUGGGUCUGGCCGCCGAGCUGGCUCAGCCGGUGCUGGAGCUGGUGUGGCGCUACUACUGCCUCUACCGGGACGGCGACGGCGACGGCCCCGGGGGCGAUGCAGACGUGGUGCUGAGCCGCAGCCCUCAGGAGCCGUGGCUGGCGGCGGUGGUGGCGUCCAUCAGGAGGCGCCUGAGCCGCGGGGGGGACGGCGUCUACCUGCUCUCCAGAGACACGGCGCUGCGCGUCAGGGGCGAACUCGUGUUAAACUAUCUUAGGCCAGACUUCACAUUGCGAAGAUUACAAAAUGGCGAUUUAGAAGUUAUGGUGCGCGGGCGCCCGGUGGGGGUGAUGGAGCGCCUGGACAGCGGCCCGCGCCGCCGCAGGAGCGGCCAGAAGCCCUCGGUGAUCCUGGACGCCUCGGGCUGCCCUGGCGAGGUGCGGGCCGCCUACGUGUACCCGCAGAGCAGGGCGCGGCUCCAGAAGCAGGCGCGGCUCCAGAAGCAGGCGCGCUCCUCCACCCGGCUGUCCUCCAGCGACGACUCCGUGAUGUACGUGUGCUCGGCGCGCGCCCGCAGCAUGGUGGCCAUGUCCGGCCCGCUGUCCGAGCUGUCCGAGCUGUCCGAGCUGUCCGAGCUGUCCGAGCUGUCCGAGCUGUCCGAGCUGUCCGAGCUGUCCCCCGUGUCGCGGCGCUGAGCCUCGUCGGCCUACCUGCAACCCGCUCCCAGUAGCCUGUGGACAUUCAUUCAAAAUUAUAACUUGAACUAAUAUAGCAUAAUUGUGAGAAGAAUGGAUUGUUAGCCUGUGGACAUUAGUUUAAAAUUAUAACUGGACCUAAUAUAGCAUAAUUGUGAAUAGAAUGGAUUGUUAGCCUGUGAACAUUAAUUUAAAAUUAUAACUCGAACUAAUAUAGCAUAAUUGUGAGGAGAAUAGAUUGUUAGCCUGUGGACAUUAGUUUAAAAUUAUAACUGGACCUAAUAUAACAUAAUUGUGAAUAGAAUGGAUUGUUAGCCUGUGAACAUUAAUUUAAAAUUAUAACUUGAACUAAAUAUAGCAUAAGUAAUUGUGAGAAGAAUGGGAUUGUUAUGGAUGUUAUUUAAAGAUUAAUUUUAUACCAAAAUAACAAAUUACCUUAAUUUUAUAUUUAUAUUGUAAACUUUUCAUUUAUAUUGUAAAUUUUAUUAAAGUUUUAACGAAAUGUUUUAAGAACUUAAAUUACAA